GCGUUCGGUUUUCAAUUUACGAAGUUUUUAAUAAUAAAAAAAUAAUGGCAAACUAUUUGAAUAAUAUAUCCGCCAUGUUGUAUGGGUGCAUACAUUUAAUAUUGUGCUUGAAUAUCGUGCAAGGAGUCCUCUGGAAUAAUGGCAUUGUUCAUUAUGCAAUAAACAGUAAGGACUAUGAUGUGCAUUCCCAAGACAUAAUAGUGUCGACUCUAUCACAAAUACAAGAGAGUUUAUGCAUAAAAUUCUUUAAAAUAACGCAGGACUUCAACACAACGGCGAAAGAUAAAAUUCUGUACAUAAACAAUCCUAAUAAGAUGAAAACAUGUUCGCUCAGUGUUUAUGAUUUUAGUAAGAAUGUUGUGGAGAUGCCUAUAGGCUACAAAUGUUUGAAUCAAAAGGACAUCGCGAGGAUUGUUGUCGAAAUGCUACGAGCAAGCAUUGAUUCAAGUGGCGCCGCAGUAAAUAACGACUUAGAUGACAGAUUUGCGGGAAAGAAGGAUCUAAUAAAAUCAUUAAUACCUACGAAAGAUAGAAACUUCAUAAACUCUCACUACAAGUCGGAAUGUGGACUGAUAGCCCCUCCAUUAGUGCCAACUGCACGAAGGCGUGUACAAGAAGACAACCUGGACACGUCGCAACCCAGUCAUGCCAACUUAAAUUAUUACAGAGACAAGCUGUGGCCUUUGGGCAUAGUUUUGUACGGGGUAGCGGAGAAGUUGGCUAACACUCAAGAUUUCAAAGCUCUAAGACACGCAAUGACAACAAUAGAGCUUUCAACGUGUGUAGUAUUCCAAGAAGUCGUAUUAGAUGACGUUUUGUUACCAAAAAGCUAUAUAUGGUUCGACGGAAUAGGUGAAGAAAUGCCGAGGUUUGGAUUCGUUGCAGGCAAGCAGACAAUAAAGCUGUCUUCAAUGAUCACUGGGACUCCAGGUCACACCGCGCAUACCAUAAACAACCUCUUGAGGAUACUGGCAAUACCAAUGAUGUCAAACCGAUACGACCGUGAUAAUUACGUCGUUAUAAACUGGAGCAACGUUGAUAUGGGUAAAGAACAAUAUCUAGAAAGGUAUCCAGAAGAAGCAUGGAUCGUACAGUUGCCGUAUGACUUCGGAAGCGUCACUCAUGCCCCCGCCAACUAUAUGUGCGGCAACUGCGACCUUGGGGGCGCCACUGUGCAGCCUAUACAGGAUAAACUAUGGCAACGCACUUUGUCUAUGGGACAUACCAAAGAGUUAAGCGAGUGGGACAUAAAACUUGUGAAUUUGUUGUACAGUAGUCAAUGUAGUAAGAAAUUACGGUAAUAAAACA
Messenger RNA from Pararge aegeria (speckled wood butterfly), 1308 nucleotides. Its product is annotated as zinc metalloproteinase nas-4-like. Lineage: Eukaryota; Metazoa; Arthropoda; Insecta; Lepidoptera; Nymphalidae. Gene Ontology annotation, biological process: proteolysis. The transcript is spliced from 9 exons. Bases 45 to 1301 code for a protein of 418 amino acids. Gene Ontology annotation, molecular function: metalloendopeptidase activity. The record is from RefSeq and is a predicted model, not a curated record.